GAAUCAUUCUUUUUUAAAGAUUAAAAAAUAAAAGUAGCUCAUUUCUUUUUAAAUGGAGGGAGUAUAUAAAAGGAUCCUUUAAUUUCACUAUUCGCAUUUUCCAAUUUUUUAUGAAAUUUAUUUUAGGGUUAGGGUUUAUCGUAUUUCUAAUGGCUUCAACAGCAGCGACAAAAUCGACGGCGACGGCGGCGGCGACGGCAACAACUUCCGAGAAGAAGAAUCCGGUGUUUGUGAAAGUGGAAACACUAAAACCUGGAACACAUGGUCAUAACUUGACGGUUAAAGUUGUUGAAUCGAAUCCGGUGAAAGCUACCGGCGGCGGCGGAGGUCGCGGUGGUAGAUUAUUGGUGAAUUCGAGACCUCCGGCGAGGAUCUCUGAGUGCCUUAUUGGUGAUGAAACGGCUUCUAUCCUCUUCACUGCUCGUAACGAACAAGGUAAAUAAAUAAAUAAAUAUAUAUAUAUAUAUAUUAAGUUUGUUUUAUUUAUGUGUUUUUUUUUUGUUUAGUGUUCAAUUUUUAGUAUAUAUACUUUUGUAGAUGAUAAAUUUGGCUUGUUAUUCUUGAAAUGAAAGUGGAAAUGAGUGUGAAAAGAUGAAAAAUUUAAUUUUUAUGUUUAAAUUUGGCUUGUUAUUGAUUAAUCUUUUUCUCAUUUUAAUGAUAUAGUUUAUAGAUAGGUUAAUGUGUGGUGAAAAAGCACGAAAUUUUGUAGAGGAUUUGUAUAGCUAAAUGUAAUUAGUAUGGAUUGAUGCUUAA
Molecule: messenger RNA, 753 nt
Organism: Capsicum annuum
Lineage: Eukaryota; Viridiplantae; Streptophyta; Magnoliopsida; Solanales; Solanaceae
Exons: 1
Coding region: 111-443 (110 amino acids)
Source: RefSeq, a predicted model, not a curated record